Cladophialophora psammophila CBS 110553 is the source of this 2793-nucleotide messenger RNA. Its product is annotated as hsp98-like protein. The record is from RefSeq and is a predicted model, not a curated record. Gene Ontology annotation, molecular function: ATP hydrolysis activity; ATP binding. Lineage: Eukaryota; Fungi; Ascomycota; Eurotiomycetes; Chaetothyriales; Herpotrichiellaceae. The transcript has a single exon. Gene Ontology annotation, cellular component: cytoplasm; cytosol. The coding region runs from base 1 to 2793 and encodes 930 amino acids. Gene Ontology annotation, biological process: cellular response to heat.
AUGGCGAGCGUGCCUCAGUUCACUGAUCGGGCCGCAAAGGCCCUCGGCGACGCUGCACACCUCGCUGAACAAUAUGGCCAUUCUCAGAUUCUACCAGUCCACCUAGCAGUCUCUCUGUUUGACCCUCCGCCCGACGAGUCCAAAGACCAACAGACUACAGUCAACGCCUCACAAGCUCACGCUUCGGCUCCUCUCUUCCGGCAAGUCGUCGAAAGAGCACAUGGCGACAUCCAGUUACUCGACAGAGCGCUCAAGAAAGCUCUUGUGCGACUCCCGAGUCAAGACCCUCCGCCCGAACAUGUCACCAUGUCGCCAUCCCUCUCAAAGGUCAUCAGAUCCGCUCAGGAGCUGCAAAAAACACAGAAGGAUACUUAUGUGGCCAUUGAUCACUUGAUCACCGCUCUCGCGCAAGAUCCGAAGAUCCAAGAAUGUUUGAAGGAGGCAAACAUCCCGAACACCAAGCUCAUCGACUCCGCCAUUCAGCAAAUACGUGGCACGAAGCGAGUUGACUCCAAGUCGGCCGACUCGGAGGUGGAAAAUGAGAAUCUCAAGAAAUUCACAAUCGACAUGACACAACUGGCAAGAGAAGGAAAACUCGAUCCCGUCAUCGGACGAGAAGAGGAGAUCCGACGGGUGAUCCGAAUCUUGUCCAGGAGAACCAAGAACAACCCGGUCCUCAUUGGUGAGCCCGGUGUCGGAAAGACCACAGUCAUCGAAGGUCUGGCACAGCGGAUCAUAAAUGCAGAUGUCCCUGCGAAUCUCGCCGCGUGCAAACUGCUCUCUCUUGAUGUGGGUUCCCUUGUUGCUGGCAGCAAGUAUCGUGGUGAAUUCGAGGAGAGAAUGAAGGGUGUUCUCAAAGAGAUCGAGGAGUCCAAUGAGAUGAUUGUUCUCUUUGUGGAUGAGAUCCAUCUGCUCAUGGGCGCUGGCGCCAGCGGUGAAGGUGGCAUGGACGCCGCAAAUCUGCUCAAACCCAUGCUCGCCCGUGGACAGCUCCACUGUAUCGGUGCCACCACUCUUGCCGAGUACCGCAAGUACAUCGAAAAAGAUGCGGCUUUCGAACGAAGAUUCCAACAGGUUUUGGUCAAGGAACCCACCGUGGCAGAGACAAUCUCCAUCCUUCGUGGCUUGAAAGAGCGAUACGAAGUCCACCACGGUGUGACGAUUCUGGACGGUGCCAUUGUUGCCGCGGCCACUCUUGCCGCCCGUUACAUCACAUCUCGGCGUUUGCCCGACUCUGCCGUUGAUCUUAUCGACGAAGCAGCAGCUGACGUUCACGUCGUCAGAGAAUCGCAACCCGAAGUUCUCGACAAUCUUGAACGACGACUCCGGCAACUCGAGAUCGAGAUUCACGCCUUGCAACGGGAAACAGAUCCGUCAUCGGUUCAGCGUUUGGAAGAGGCCAAGCGUGAAGCAGCCAACGUCAAGGAAGAGCUAGAACCGUUGAAAGAGCACUACGAACGGGAGAAAGCCCGCUCCCGAGAGAUACAGGAGGCUAAGAUGAAGUUGGAACAACUGAAGAACAAGAGAGACGAAGCAGAGCGUUCCAACGACCUGCAGACUGCCUCUGAUUUGACAUAUUACGCCAUCCCCGAUGUGGCUGCCAAGAUCAAGGCCCUCGAGAACGCCCGAGCUCAAGCAGAUGCUGAGCAGCAUGCCAGACUCGGUGCAAUGGGGGAGGUUUCACCGACCGACGCAGUUGGCCCCGAACAAAUCAAUACCAUUGUCGCCAAGAUGACCGGCAUCCCGAUCACCAGACUGCGUGCUUCCGAGAAGGAGAAGAUUCUUCACAUGGAACAGCAUCUGCAGCGCAUCGUGGUUGGACAGAAAGAGGCUGUCCAGUCUGUCUCCAACGCCAUCAGGCUCCAACGUUCUGGCCUGGGCAACCCCAACCAGCCACCGAGCUUUUUGUUCUGUGGUCCUUCUGGUACCGGUAAGACGCUGUUGACCAAGGCGCUUGCCGAGUUCUUGUUCGACGACCCGAAGGCCAUGAUCAGAUUCGAUAUGUCGGAAUAUCAAGAACGACACUCACUGUCGAGGAUGAUUGGUGCACCUCCAGGAUAUGUUGGACACGAUGCAGGUGGGCAACUCACCGAGGCAUUACGACGUCGGCCAUUCUCUAUCUUGCUGUUCGAUGAAGUCGAGAAGGCCGCCAAGGAAGUGCUCACUGUCUUGCUCCAACUUAUGGACGACGGCAGAAUCACUGAUGGCCAAGGUCGUGUUGUGGACGCCAAGAACUGCAUUGUGGUUAUGACGAGCAAUCUUGGUGCUGAAUAUCUGUCUCGCCAGAAUGCACCUGACGGAAAGAUCGACCCGACGACCCGAGAAUUGGUGAUGAAUGCUCUGCGGAACUACUUCUUACCCGAGUUUUUGAACAGAAUCAGCUCAAUCGUCAUCUUCAACCGGCUGACUAGGAGAGAAAUCCGGAAGAUCGUCGAUCUGAGACUGGCUGAGAUCCAAAAGAGACUCGAGAGCAAUGACAAGAAGAUCGUCAUCAAUGCAAGCGAAGAGGUCAAGGACUACCUGGGUGCUGCUGGGUACUCGCCUGCCUAUGGCGCUCGUCCUCUACAAAGAUUGAUAGAGAAGGAGAUCCUCAACCGUCUGGCUGUGUUGAUCCUGAGAGGUGCCAUCAAGGAUGGUGAGACGGCCAAUGUCGUCUUGGAGGAUGGACGGGUCGUGGUAUUGCCAAACCACACCGACAGUGAGAUGGAGGAGGAUGAAGAUAUGCUUGAUGACGAGGACGCAAUGUUGGAGCUAGAGGACGGUACCAACGGUAACAUGGACCUUUACGAGUAG